AUGCGCGUGUCGACGCGAUUUCGAAACUUUGGCGUCGGCGUGCGCGUGCGCGCGGGACGCGGGCGGGCGUCGGUGCGACGCGCGCGGACGGUGCUGCCGGAGCCGGUUCGCGAGGACGAGGACGAGGACGCGACGCCGCGAGCGACGAGGACGUCGGCGCGUUCCGAACGCGCGAUCGCGUCGAUCGAGGACGAGGAUUUGGAGCGCGUUGAGUUGGCGUACGAGGUGACGGUGCCCGCGCGGCGGGUCGACGCGCGGCGCGCGUUUGAAGUCGUGCUGCCGCUGAUUUGUCCGCGAGACGCGCGUCAAGCCGAGGAGUGCGUGCGAAGGAUGUCGUCGAUAAUCGAUUGCGCCGUCGUCGACGACGGCGACGAAGAAACGAUCGUGCGACAGACGAGUAAGUGGCGACACUCGGCGCUGAUCGCGGGGAAGUCGGUGACGACGACUAGAAUUCGUCGCGACGACGAGACGCUGUCGGUGACGUUCGACGUCGAUACGCGCGGAUGCGAUAAUAAUUCGUCGACACUGCGGAAAUACGUCGGUUUCACGGACGUGCGCGAGGUAUCCGACGACGCGUUGGCGAUUCGCAUGCACGGCGUGGCGCAAAUCGAUCGCGCGACGAGCUUCGCGUCGCGCAUGAUUCGAGAAGUCAUGCUCGGCGCGAUGCACAGCCAGAUGCGCGCCAGUCUCGUGGAUUUGGGACGCGCGCUCAAGGAAUGA
Ostreococcus lucimarinus CCE9901 is the source of this 720-nucleotide messenger RNA. RefSeq lists its product with no specific name. The transcript has a single exon. Bases 1 to 720 code for a protein of 239 amino acids. NCBI's taxonomy places the organism in Eukaryota, Viridiplantae, Chlorophyta, Mamiellophyceae, Mamiellales, Bathycoccaceae. The record is from RefSeq and is a predicted model, not a curated record.